Magnolia sinica is the source of this 756-nucleotide messenger RNA. Its product is annotated as DNA polymerase delta catalytic subunit-like. The coding region runs from base 247 to 756 and encodes 169 amino acids. The transcript is spliced from 4 exons. Gene Ontology annotation, biological process: base-excision repair, gap-filling; nucleotide-excision repair, DNA gap filling; DNA-templated DNA replication. Gene Ontology annotation, molecular function: nucleotide binding; DNA binding; 3'-5'-DNA exonuclease activity. The record is from RefSeq and is a predicted model, not a curated record. Gene Ontology annotation, cellular component: delta DNA polymerase complex. Lineage: Eukaryota; Viridiplantae; Streptophyta; Magnoliopsida; Magnoliales; Magnoliaceae.
UUCCUGAACUCAAUCCAUGUCAGGUAACUUCUUACAUGUAUCUGACCAAACUUAAACAUGAUAACUUUUUCCACAUUCCUCUAACCCCAAAACAAGCAUAAAACCAACUCCACUUUCUAAUUUAGGAGAUGCAUGGAUGAGAGGAUCUCUACCCUAUGCUUCCCAUCUUAGUACUUCAUGCUCAUCUUCUUGCUCUUUUUUUAAUAUUGAAAUCUGGUCUCUGAUAAAGUACAGCUAAUUGUUCUCAUGAUUUCGAAUCAGUAUUUAUUUAAACAAAUUGGAUGUCAUUCCUAUCUUUGUUCUUACAGCAAGAUGCAUUUUUAUUUUCUUUUAUUGCAUGCUCUUAUUUUCUGCUUGUGUGGUUGUCAUGAAAAGCGGGAUGCUGCCACUGCUCCAAAUGUUGGGGAUCGUGUUCUGUAUGUUAUUAUUAAAGCUGCAAAAGGUGCCAAGGCUUAUGAAAGGUCGGAGGAUCCUAUCUUCGUGCUAGAGAAUAACAUUCCAAUUGAUUCCCAUUACUAUCUCGAAAAUCAAAUUAGCAAGCCGCUUUUGAGAAUAUUUGAUCCCAUUCUGAAGAAUGCGGAAAAGGAACUUCUCCAUGGCAGCCACACAAGAUCAGUUUCCAUUUCAAUUCCUUCAAACAGCGGUAUCAUGAAAUUUGCUAAGAAACAACUUUGUUGCAUUGGCUGCAAAGCUCUAAUCAGGUGUUUUCAUGGAGGUGCCAACCUUUUUGAUUGGUUGGAUGUUAGACACGCUUGA